UUUAAUUACUCCAUAAACUUACCUUGAUGUGAUUUGUUAUUAUACUUAAAUAGCUUAGGGAUUACACCUUUUACCCAACUAUUUGUCAGUAGUUAUAUUGAGGUAUUCUUAAACAAAACAAACAAAAAAAAAAAAAGCUGAGUUUAAAAAAAAAACCCAAUGUGAAAAGUAGUCGAGUCAAGCUAGGGCUUUGUAAAUGAUUGCUGAAGUAAAAGAUAUUAGCAUGAUUGAAAAAAAUGACUGAUGUGUGGGGGGAUAACUUUUCUAAGUUGUUUUUAUUUCCAGGUUUCAAUGUAAUUAGGCUACUGAGCGGAUCAGCUGUAGCUCUGGUAAUAGCCCCUACUGUAUUACUGACAAUGCUUUCUUCUGCUGAACGAGGAUGCCCUAAGGGCUGUAGGUGUGAAGGCAAAAUGGUAUAUUGUGAAUCUCAGAAAUUGCAGGAGAUUCCCUCAAGUAUAUCUGCUGGUUGUUUAGGUUUGUCCCUUCGAUAUAACAGCCUCCAAAAACUAAAAUACAAUCAAUUUAAAGGUCUUAAUCAACUCACCUGGCUCUAUUUAGACCAUAACCACAUCAGCAAUAUUGACGAAAAUGCUUUCAGUGGAAUACGCAGACUAAAAGAGUUGAUCUUGAGUUCCAACAGAAUCUCCUAUUUUCUUAAUAAUACCUUCAGACCUGUGACAAAUCUCCGGAAUUUGGAUCUGUCAUACAAUCAGCUGCAGUCUCUGGGAUCUGAACAGUUCAGGGGCUUAAGGAAGCUGCUGAGUUUACAUUUGCGCUCCAAUUCCCUAAGAACCAUCCCUGUUCGAAUAUUUCAAGAUUGCAGGAACCUUGAACUGUUGGACCUGGGUUAUAAUCGCAUCCGGAGUUUAGCAAGGAAUGUCUUUGCAGGUAUGAUCAGACUGAAAGAGCUUCAUCUGGAGCACAAUCAAUUUUCUAAGCUCAACCUGGCACUUUUUCCAAGGCUAGUCAGCCUUCAAAACCUUUAUUUACAGUGGAAUAAAAUCAGUGUGAUAGGACAAACUAUGUCUUGGACCUGGAGCUCAUUACAAAGACUUGAUUUAUCUGGCAAUGAAAUAGAAGCUUUCAGUGGACCUAGUGUUUUUCAGUGUGUGCCCAAUUUACAGCGCCUCAACCUGGAUUCAAACAAGCUCACAUUUAUUGGUCAAGAAAUUUUGGAUUCUUGGAUAUCUCUCAAUGACAUCAGCCUUGCCGGGAAUAUAUGGGAAUGCAGCAGAAACAUUUGUUCUCUGGUAAACUGGCUUAAAAGUUUUAAAGGGCUGAGGGAAAAUACAAUUAUUUGUGCCAGCCCCAAAGAGCUGCAAGGGGUGAAUGUUAUUGAUGCAGUGAAAAACUACAGCAUCUGUGGCAAGAGUACCACGGAAAGGUUCGAACUAGCACGAGCUCUCCCAAAGCCAACAUUUAAACCAAAACUCACCAGGCCUAAACACGACAGCAAGCCCCCUGUGCCCCCAACUAUGGGAGCCACCGAAGCCAGCUCUGAGCCCGAGCACGACACAGAGCACAUCUCCUUCCACAAAAUCAUAGCAGGCAGCGUGGCUCUCUUCCUGUCGGUGCUGGUGAUCCUGCUGGUGAUCUAUGUGUCAUGGAAGCGCUACCCUGCCAGCAUGAAGCAGCUGCAGCAGCGCUCUCUCAUGCGAAGGCACAGGAAAAAGAAAAGACAGUCACUGAAGCAAAUGACUCCAAGCACACAGGAAUUUUAUGUAGAUUACAAACCCACCAACACUGAGACCAGUGAGAUGCUGCUGAAUGGAACGGGACCCUGCACGUAUAACAAAUCAGGCUCCAGGGAAUGCGAGAUCCCACUGUCCAUGAACAUGUCAACGUUCCUGGCCUACGAGCAGCCCACACUGAGCUACUGCGGGGUGCACCACGAGCUGCUGGCCCACAAGGCCUACGAGGGCAGCAGGCAGGAGGAGGCCAUGGACACGGGCCUGGAGGCUGAGCUGGACCUGAGCACCAUCACCACGGCAGCACGGAGCAAGGAGCACGGGCAGCAGCUGCCCUAGGGAAUCCUGGAGCAAGGA
Molecule: messenger RNA, 2045 nt
Organism: Agelaius phoeniceus (red-winged blackbird)
Lineage: Eukaryota; Metazoa; Chordata; Aves; Passeriformes; Icteridae
Gene: LRRTM3
Product: leucine rich repeat transmembrane neuronal 3
Cellular component (GO): plasma membrane
Molecular function (GO): protein binding
Source: RefSeq, a predicted model, not a curated record